AUGGGUAAAAAAAAGCAUAAUUUUCGGGAGUAUUUUCAUUUGGCCGAGUCUGAUAACCCAAAAGCAAAUAAAAAAGCAGCAAAGUUGUGUCGUAGUCAUCUUCAAAGUUGUGAAAAUUUUAAAGCAGAUUACAAUGAGGAUGAAGUUCUGGAAAUUUUCUCGCAACCGGUUCCUGAAGAUGCUAAAAAAAAGGCCAAAGUCAACACUGAAUUCGAAGAUGAAAUUUUCAAUACAUCAACAUCUGCCAAUACUGCAUCACAAAUAAAAAAGCAAACAAUGCGUGCUAAUUACGUUUUACACCCACUUUCUGAUAAUAAUAAAUCGCACUUUGAGAAUUUAGUACUACGAAUGAUAGUAUCAAAUGGCCUUCCCGUUACCUUUAUGGAAAACCAAGAAAUGCGAGAUAUUUUUAAUUUUAUGAUGCCAACCCUAAAGCUACCUAAUAGGCCAUGCGUGGAUAAAAUUGGGAUAACUGCAGCUUUCGACGGCUGGACAAAUAUCAAGAGAGAGUAUCUGUUUGGCCAAUCAAUAACCAAGAAUGCAAAACUUCAUAUUAAAAACAUAAUGAAUGAUGCAGAAGAAAAAGGCAUAAAAAUAAAUUGUUACAUGUUAGAUUCUGCUGGUGAAUAUGCGGCUGCAAGACGGCAACUAAGAAUUGAAUAUCUUGAUAAAGUUUUUGUGCCUUGUAUGGCGCAUCAGAUUAACUUGGUUGUUGGAGAAAUUUUCAAAGAAUCUGAUGCAUACAAAAAAACAUCAAAAAAUGCAAUACGCAUUGUUAGUUUUUUUUAUUCAUCAACGUAUUUUACAGGCUUAUUACGGAAUGAACAAAUGUCGUGUUAUAAACAAACUAUUUCUCUUGUCACCCCAGCUGAGACACGAUGGAAUAGUUUCUACUUUUGCUUUCAUUCUGUAUUAAAAAGUGAAGCUGCACUUAAAACAUUAGCCACUAAACUUUCGCCCACACUUCCAUAUGAUAUUAUAUUAAUUCUUCAAGACCCCAAUUUUUGGAAUCAGCUCUAUGAACUUCAAGAUUUGUUAUUUCCCUUAUGUGGUAUAUUAAACAAACUUCAGAAAGACAUUGCAAGACUGCAUGAGAUUGUACAUUGUUUUGGCUGGAUCAUUAAGGUUUUUGCAAACCAUAAGGAUGAGUACUUUUCUGAUCACAUGGUAGCAUGUUUAGAAAAUUGGUGGUCUCAAUGGGAACAACCCUUACUUUUACUGUCAUUAAUUUUACACCCAAAAUAUCGACUUUCGAAGUUUUCUCCCAAUACAUCCGGUCUUACUUAUACGUAUUUUGCUCAAUGGUUAAAUUACUAUUAUUAUGUAUGGUUUGAAAAAACAUCCACUCGAAUUUUACAAGAAUUUUUAUCAUAUCAGAAAGAAAAUUUUCCUUUUAAUAAAGAAAAAAUAGCAAAGGGCUUGGUGCCAGAAUUAUCUCAAUUAGCAUUACGACUCUUUGGCAUUUCUGAACAAAGUGAAGAUUCCGAAACAAUUAACGAUGAUAUAGUCGAUGAUCCUGAAGAUUACUGGUCUCAUGUAAUUGAGAAUUGGAUUGAUAUGGUAGAUGCUGAGAAUCAUGUAGAUAAUGAGGAAAUCAUGGAUAAUGAAACGCUUGAAUUUGAGUUUGGUGGACAUAUUAUCCAUCCAGCGGAGGAUCCAUCGGCAAAGUGA
Molecule: messenger RNA, 1671 nt
Organism: Cetraspora pellucida
Lineage: Eukaryota; Fungi; Glomeromycota; Glomeromycetes; Diversisporales; Gigasporaceae
Source: the annotation of a GenBank genome assembly